AUGCACCUCCACCACUUCACUCCCGCUGCCCUCCUCCUCUUCGCCCACCACGCCCUCUCCCACGGCCAUCCCAGCCACGACGCCGAAGGCGACCUAACCUGGUCCGAACGGCACAUGCAGGAGGAGCACCACAUCUACAACUUCGACUCGGGCGCCUUCUUCCACCUGCACGAUUUCGACAACAGCGGCACGUGGACGCGCGACGAGGUGCUGCGCUUCUACGGCCUGGAGCAGCCAGACAGCACCGCCAGCGAGGAGACGAAGCAGCAUGUGUGGGAGACGGUCGCGGACUUGAUUAACACCGGCAGACCCGACGGCGAGAUCACGAUGGCCGAGUUUCAGGCGUUUAUACAUGCGGGGAAUACACUCCCGGAUUUUGGCCUAGGCCCGGGACACCAUGGCGACCCGGAGUAUGAGUAUGAGAUUCACCAUUUUGAGAAGUACCAUAAUGAGGAUAGCACGGAGGAGGAGCUGAAUCAUCCGGAGGAUAUUGAGCAUUUUAGGACGCAUGAUGAGGAGGAGGAUGCGGAGAUUGCGCAGGCGAUCUUGGAGCAGAGUCCGAUCAUUGAGAAGAACAUUCCGAACAAGUUCCGGGCGCGGAGCUAG
Molecule: messenger RNA, 606 nt
Organism: Morchella sextelata
Lineage: Eukaryota; Fungi; Ascomycota; Pezizomycetes; Pezizales; Morchellaceae
Exons: 2
Coding region: 1-606 (201 amino acids)
Cellular component (GO): extracellular exosome; endoplasmic reticulum-Golgi intermediate compartment
Molecular function (GO): calcium ion binding
Source: RefSeq, a predicted model, not a curated record